This is a messenger RNA of Caenorhabditis remanei, 654 nucleotides long. RefSeq lists its product as uncharacterized. The transcript is spliced from 3 exons. Bases 1 to 654 code for a protein of 217 amino acids. Gene Ontology annotation, molecular function: S-adenosylmethionine-dependent methyltransferase activity. The record is from RefSeq and is a predicted model, not a curated record. Lineage: Eukaryota; Metazoa; Nematoda; Chromadorea; Rhabditida; Rhabditidae.
AUGGAAUCCAACAGCCAAUACGCGCGAAUGGACUACUGGGAUGAGCGAUUCAAAACUGAGAAAAAUUUCGAAUGGCUCAGUGGUUUGGAAGCUUUCGAGCAUAUUAUUACACCUCUGAUUUCUAAAGAUUCCAGAAUCGCUCACAUCGGGUGCGGCUCCAGUCAAGUAUCGAUGCAGUUAUGGAAUCUUGGCUUCAAAAAUAUCACAAACGUGGAUUAUUCCCAAGUUCUCAUCGAAAACGGAAAAUUGGAGCACCCCUACAUGGAAUGGAUCGCCGAUGACAUCACGACACUCGCCAACUGUGAAUCCUCUUCAUUUGACGUUGUUUUCGAGAAAGCCACGAUCGAAGCGAUUCUGGUGACGGAGAAAAGUGCGUGGGAGCCGUCGGACGAGGCGCUUCGCAACCUUGAGAACAUUUUUUCGUCGAUUUGUAGAGUUUUGAAGCCUGAUGGAAUGUUUAUAUCAGUGUCGUUUACCCAACCUCAUUUCCGGAUUCCUGCAUUGCUUCGAGAGAAGAAUUGGUCCGUCGAAAUGUUUGAAUUCGGGGAGACCUUUCAUUAUUAUGUUUAUGUUUGCAAGAAAGGGAAAGAUUUGGACACAGAGCUCAGGGAUAGAUAUAGUUCUAUCGCGAAGUCGUGGUUGAGGCCGCUUUAA